AUGUUUCUUCUCGUCAUCCCUAUCUUCUAUAUGCCCGUCACGAUUAUCAUAAUUCUACGAAUCUUCGUAAAGUUAUUAUACGCAGUCAAGGAUAGAAAUGUCAAUGUCCCCCUGUUCAGUGCAAUCUGUAUUUCUCAAUUCAUGUGUCUUCUAUUUUUCAUUUGUGACUUCUUUUAUAUACGUCUGAUGACAAGUGGAGUAUUCACUAGUUGGUGUGCAAGUGUUCUUCCAAAUCGAUAUCUAAUCAUACUCUAUACGACAACAUAUUAUGUAAACUACGCGACUGUGUUAUUCCCAUUUUUAGUUUCCACAAUGAGAUUAAUUCUAUUCGCUUAUCCCCAAAAUCAAGUGAAGGUUCGGACAUGCGAUGAUCUUUCAAGGGAAGUCUUUGGAGACGCGGCUUUCAAAUGA
Molecule: messenger RNA, 411 nt
Organism: Caenorhabditis remanei
Lineage: Eukaryota; Metazoa; Nematoda; Chromadorea; Rhabditida; Rhabditidae
Exons: 2
Coding region: 1-411 (136 amino acids)
Source: RefSeq, a predicted model, not a curated record